Molecule: messenger RNA, 912 nt
Organism: Athene cunicularia (burrowing owl)
Lineage: Eukaryota; Metazoa; Chordata; Aves; Strigiformes; Strigidae
Product: olfactory receptor 11L1-like
Biological process (GO): G protein-coupled receptor signaling pathway
Cellular component (GO): membrane
Molecular function (GO): G protein-coupled receptor activity; olfactory receptor activity
Source: RefSeq, a predicted model, not a curated record
AUGACAAAUGUUACAGCAGUACUGGAAUUGAGGCUACUGGGCUUCAGUAGCAAACCACACAGCCAGAUCCUGCUAUUCACAGUGGUUUUGGUUAUUUACAUUCUCACCAUCCUAGGAAAUAUUAUUAUUUCAGUGGUGACACUGGAGCCACAACAUCAUUCAUCCAUGUACACAUUUCUCAAGAAUCUAUCUUUCCUAGAGGACUAUUACACCACUACAACUGUACCCAAGAUGCUGGCCAAUCUACUGGCAAAGAGGAAGAGCAUCUCUUUCUCAGGAUGCAUGGUACAACUUUACUACUUAAUUUCCCUGGGAGCCAUUGAGUGCUACCUCUUGGCAGUAAUGGCAUAUGACCAAUUCCUUGCAGUCUGUGAACCCCUGAACUAUGGUGAGGCCAUGACUUCAGAGUCUUAUAUCCAUCUCGCUGUGGUCUCCUGGGUCACUGGGGUUUUCUCAGGUUUUCUGCCCUGUCUAAUGGUCUCCAGAUUGCAUUUCUGCAGUUAUAACCUAAUUGACCACUUCUGUGAUAUCUCUCCACUGUUGAAGCUGUCAUGCUCAGACACCACUGUCACAGAAGCUGUCAUCUUCAUCCUGUCUCUCCUGGUCCUUUACAGCCACUUUCUCACUCUUGUCUCAUACCUACUUAUAAUUCACAGUAUCCUGAAGAUACCCUCUGCUUCUGGAAAAAGAAUUACCUUCUCCACCUGCAGCUCACACUUCAUUGUAGUGACUAUGUACUAUGGUACAGUGAUUUCCAUGUACAUCUGUCCCACCUACAACCUGUCCUCAGAGCUCAAUAAGGCUGUAUCUGUUCUCUACACAGUGGUCACACCCCCUAACUCAGUAACCUACAGAUUGAGAAACAAGACAUUCAAGAAAGACUUGGAAAAAAAUAGUUAUCAGACACCAUAG